Talpa occidentalis (Iberian mole) is the source of this 833-nucleotide messenger RNA. Its product is annotated as malignant T-cell-amplified sequence 1. The transcript has a single exon. Gene Ontology annotation, biological process: formation of translation preinitiation complex. Gene Ontology annotation, molecular function: RNA binding. The coding region runs from base 122 to 667 and encodes 181 amino acids. NCBI's taxonomy places the organism in Eukaryota, Metazoa, Chordata, Mammalia, Eulipotyphla, Talpidae. The record is from RefSeq and is a predicted model, not a curated record.
GACCACAGCGCCGAUCGUCUGCCGGCCGUCCUCGGGUAAGGACUCCGCCUGACUCACGCGAAUUCCGUUUUUUUUCCGCGUUCCGGGCCCUUUCCCAUCGUCGCCCCCUUCACCUUGGAUCAUGUUCAAGAAAUUUGAUGAAAAGGAGAAUGUGUCCAACUGCAUCCAGUUGAAAACUUCAGUCAUUAAGGGUAUUAAGAACCAAUUGAUAGAACAGUUUCCGGGUGUUGAGCCAUGGCUCAAUCAGAUCAUGCCUAAGAAAGAUCCUGUCAAAAUAGUGCGAUGCCACGAACACGUAGAGAUCCUCACGGUAAAUGGAGAGUUGCUCUUCUUUAGGCAAAGAGAAGGGCCUUUUUAUCCAACCCUAAGGCUGCUGCACAAAUACCCUUUCAUCCUGCCACACCAGCAGGUUGAUAAAGGAGCCAUCAAGUUUGUACUCAGUGGGGCGAAUAUCAUGUGUCCAGGCUUAACGUCUCCCGGAGCUAAGCUGUACCCUGCUGCAGUAGAAACGAUUGUUGCAAUCAUGGCAGAAGGAAAACAGCAUGCGCUGUGUGUUGGAGUCAUGAAGAUGUCUGCAGAAGAUAUUGAAAAAGUCAACAAAGGAAUCGGCAUUGAGAAUAUCCAUUAUUUAAAUGAUGGACUGUGGCAUAUGAAGACGUAUAAAUGAACCUCAGAAGGAGUGCACUUGGCUAAAUAUGGACAUGGUGCAGUGUCUGAGAUUGUGUCUGUAUGUGGCAGCGUGAAGACAACACCUUUGUGGUUAUGCUGAAUAAAUUCAACAGAUGCUUUGAAAAAAGACCAAGUAAAGAUUUGGAAUGAGUCCACAUGUCUGU